CCUGACGUAAGUUGUUGUUGUUGUUCAAGGCGUUCAGUCGAUCUUGGGAAUUUCCAUUCGAUGAUCGUGUCAGCAUGAAGUAGGUCCAUGGUGUCAGCUUGCCAGGUGAGAAGAAUCCAAUAGAUGACAAAAUGGCUCUCGAUCUAUACUCUUCGAUUGUGGUUGGAUGCCUUGUGUUUAUCUGGAUUGUCUUGGGGUUACUGUUCAAGAAAGAGUACUGGCCUCGUAAAAUAAUAGGGAUUCCGGAGAUGAUAAUUCCAAAAGGAGAGGUUUUAUCAGAGGUUUUAUCAGAGGUUUUGGGUAGUACCCAGGUUUUUCCUUCAUCCCCCUUCAUCAUUCCUGCCAAUGGCUCACAUGUGACCAUAACUCUCAGCCCGCCAUUACAUGAAGCCGACACUUCCAAUGCAGGGUCUCAAGGGAAUAAUAAUGGAGCGACAGAAGGAGAAGGAUCUUCCAGCAGUGGAAGCACGGAUGGAUCUCAUUCAGACAUGAGUAGCUUCAAUAGCCUUCAUUCAAAUGACAAAGCUCAAAGAAGGACGACUGCGAAUGACCAAUCUGAGGGUCAGAGAAGCAAUGAAGGACCGAAUGCUGCUAUGAGUGGGUAUCGCAGCCUGCAUUCCAAUGACCAGCCUCACAAAAGGACUGCGAAUGACCAAUCUGUGGUUCAGAGAAGCAAUGAAGGAUCAAAUGCUGCUAUGAGUGGGUAUCGCAGCCUUCAUUCCAAUGACCAGCCUCACAACAGGACUGCGAAUGACCAAUCUGUGGUUCAGAGAAGCAAUGAAGGAUCAAAUGCUGCUAUGAGUGGGUAUCGCAGCCUUCAUUCCAAUGACCAGCCUCAAAAAAGGACUGCGAAUGACCAACCUGUGGGUCAGAGAAGCAAUGAAGGAUCUAAUGCUGCUAUGAGUGGGUAUCGCAGCCUGCAUUCCAAUGACCAGCCUCAAAAAAGGACUGCGAAUGACCAAUCUGUGGUUCAGAGAAGCAAUGAAGGAUCAAAUGCUGCUAUGAGUGGGUAUCGCAGCCUUCAUUCCAAUGACCAGCCUCACAACAGGACUGCGAAUGACCAACCUGUGGGUCAAAGAAGCAAUGAAGGAUCUAAUGCUGCUAUAAGUGGGUAUCGCAGCCUGCAUUCCAAUGACCAGCCUCAAAAAAGGACUGCGAAUGACCAACCUGUGGUUCAGAGAAGCAAUGAAGGAUCAAAUGCUGCUAUGAGUGGGUAUCGCAGCCUUCAUUCCAAUGACCAGCCUCACAACAGGUCUCAAGUCCUACAUGUAGGUCAACCUCUAUCCAAGGUUGGAGGCAGUUCUGAGAUCAGUAGCUGGCAUAGCCUUCGUUCUACAGAGAGCCCUCUGAGACGGCCUCUACAAGAUGAUGUAGAUGUAUCUCCAAGUCUGCCAGCACUACUUCACUCGAUAUCGGAGACGGAUCAUUCAGAAGACAUCACUAAACGCAAAAGAAAGAAGAUGCACACUGUAUAAUGCAACCAUCCAAGUGGCCAGUACUUCACCUGGGUCAAGAGUGCCAAAUUUAAAUGAAUGCCUUGCCAUGGGAGAAAAGUUAUUAGUCUCUGUCGGGGAUAAGAUAGAGCAAUGGAGUAUGUUGUAUUUCAGUGACAUUUAUGGGACUAAUGCAAUCGGUUCUCAUUUUAGGACUGUAUGUUAAGUUUAAAAUUUGUUAUUUGAUUGAGAGUCUUCAAUGUGGAAGAUAUAUAAGAUAUUCAUUUUAAAUGGGUUUCUGUUUUUGUUUUCUGCUGCUAAAGUUGUAAAUACUUGAUUUGAAUGUACUGGUAUGCCAAAAACAUGUGUGUAUUUGAUUAAGUAUGGACAAAAAGUUACUUGAAUGCCACACUAUAUGGACAUUUAAAAAAAGAGGUUUCAGGUCAUAUAAUACUUCAAAACUGCCUCAAAUAACUUCCAAAGUAGAGAAUGUAUAUUUAAAUUGGUUUUCUGUUGCUGUAGAUAUAAAUACAUGUACUUGCAUUUAAAUUAUGUCAUAAACAUGAACGUCUUUGAUUAGGUUCGGACAAAAAGUUACUUAAAUGCUGAUAUGGACAUGUAAAAAAAAGGGUUUCAGGUCAGAUAAUACUACAAACUACCUCAAAGAGCAAAAUAACACCAUAUUAGGGUUUUAGGAAUAUACAUUUUACACCAAGAGGCAACUAGAUCAAAGUAAGAGGGUAUGUUCAUAUUUGUGAUUUUUUAUUUUUAUAAACAAAGCUAUUUUUUUUUGUUACAGAGUGUAGAAUGUAUAUUUUGGUUAGGAAGAUAGAUAUAUGUAACUAGAUAAGGUAAGACUUAUUUGUACAUUGGCAUACAGUUUUCAGUAUUGUAUAUUGUGUAUGAUAAUAUAUAGACAAAGAAUAAAAUGUAACUGAAAGCGUAAUUCAAGUAAUUUUUGUUAAUAAGAAACGGCAUACCAUACCUAUUUUCAUCCUUCUUGUCAACAUACUUAUGGAAAGGUAUAUUGUUAGAAUCUGUAUUAUUGUUGAGCUCAUUUUUGGACCAUUGUGCUAUAGAAUUGCAUAAGGAUAAAAGCAAAGCUUUAUUAUUUAGAAGUGUAAUCAUAAGUAAAUUGAAAUUACUAUCAUUAUUCAAACAAUAUAUCAAUUCAAAGGUAAAUGGUCAGUGAUGAAUUUAUGGAAAUCUAUUGGAAGAUGUAAUUAGCCAGUAUAUAUUAUAUGUCGAACCAAAGUCCUUUUUUUAAUAUCUUGUUUUGCAAAGUACUUGUAGUGGUGGAGUAUUAGUUGUUGCAUUAUACAUGUAACUUAAACUGCUACCAGUUCAAAAUGCUUGAGUCGCAGAUUGUGUGCAAUGAUUAUUCAUGUAUGGUUGAAUUGGACUCUAUUAUUACGAGUUCCUUUUAAAAUGGUACUAUGUUUUAUAAUCUAUUUUUUAUUAUUACCUACAUAACUUGGUAAAAACGUAAUAAAUGUCUUUAUACAUGUAUGCUAAGCUAUUAUGUUAUUUUCUUUGUAUAUAUGCAUAUCAUACAUAUAUCCAAGUAGUGAUCGAGUUUUAGUUAUUGAAGUACUGCUCAUGAUGGACCCUAAAACUGCUUGCUGUUUUAAAUUGUGUACAAUUAAUAUAGUCAGAAUUUUUGUUGGUCAACAAGUAAUAAUAUACACAUUUUUGAUGGUCAAUGCUCUAUUUAUCUUAGAUGUUUUUAUUUUGACUUACUGUUUGAAAAGGUUACUUGGCUGAAAGAUAAUGAAUUUUGAAAUCAGUUUCAUUAUAUAUUUUAAUGCACAAACUUUCAUUCACAUAUAACCUGCCUUUACACAAGUACAUAUUGAUAUUUGAACAUGUAUUUGAAAUGAAUAUAGACCUCCGAUCAAGAGCAAUACUGAACAGAAUUGGCUUUAUAACCAGUAAUAUUAGAAUCAACACAAUUUUGUUGUUGUUUCAAAUGCAAUAAUUUCAAUAGUCAUAAUCAUCUUCUUCCUCUUAUUUCAGAAUGAAAUUGAAGGUUUUUAUAUUUGUAAGAUCUCAUGAGCUCUUUUUCUACUGAAAAUUCAAACCCGAUGCUGGGUUUAAUAGGUAUUUGUCAAAAUCGAGACUUUUUUUAAC
Molecule: messenger RNA, 3563 nt
Organism: Strongylocentrotus purpuratus (purple sea urchin)
Lineage: Eukaryota; Metazoa; Echinodermata; Echinoidea; Camarodonta; Strongylocentrotidae
Product: protein rtoA-like
Exons: 16
Coding region: 132-1475 (447 amino acids)
Source: RefSeq, a predicted model, not a curated record